ACUUCCACAACCCCUUUUACUUUUCAAAGUGGGGAGAAUAUGAACUUGCCAAUAUAAAUAUACCCUCUUGCUAGGGUUAGGUUAUUAAGCUGCUCUCACCUCAAAAAGCUUUAUUUUCAAGCUCUUCCCAUCGAUUCAAGAACUGCCCUUGGAUCAUCACAUAUAUCAGAAACCGAGGUGAGUAGAAUUCUACACUUGUUUGUAGGGAGUAUUUGAUUGGAAAGAUAGCCAAGAAUUAGGGUUAUUACUGAAAGAAUGAAGAAGAGGCAAGUAGUGAUCAGAAAAGAAGGAUCCAGGAGUUCAAGUAAUCAGAUUAUUCGGACGGUGAGAUAUGCCGAAUGCCAGAAAAACCAUGCAGCCAAUAUUGGAGGGUAUGCGGUGGACGGCUGCCGGGAGUUCAUGGCUGGGGGCGGGGGGGAGGAAGGGACUGCAGCCGCCCUUAGCUGUGCUGCCUGUGGCUGCCACCGGAAUUUCCACCGGAGGGAGGUGGAAAGCGAAGUGGUUUCUGACAAUUCGUCCCCUUCUUGAAGGCGUGAUCAUCACUCCUCUACUAUUUUACAGAAUCAGCAAUUAUUGAUUGAUCAAGAAAAGCUUAAAGGUUUGUUUGGCAGAGAAAAUAUAGUAUAUCUGUGCUUAAUGAAGUGUAUGUUUUGUAAAAAUGGUUGAAUGUGAGACGGCACAGAAUUAGUAUCUUUCUGAGUAAUUUUCGCUGCCUUUUGGCUCUCGUUCAUAUCCCCAUUUCAGAGUAUAUUAAUUAAUUAGUACCCGGGAAAGGAUAAAAAACUUGGUGUUUACAUAUUUAAAUUGAAGUAAGUAAUUGGUUUAGAUGAAAGAUCUACAUUAAUGGUCUUAGUUUCCCUGUUAUUGCUUCAAUUUCAUUUCAUUCGUAUGGAUCUUCCCGUUUUCGUGCAACGGGAAAUGCCCCGUCUAUAUAUCUAUGCUGUGAUCUUCAUAUAUACAUUAAUUCCUGCAGGAUGAACUGUUCUUGGUGGCAAUUUCCAUGAACAGAUGAACAUGAUUCUACUGUGUGUGUGUUAUGAAGUUCAUUCUUGAAAUCAGAAGUACAACAAAUAAAGCCUCUUCUCCACAUUGUAGUUUGUGAUGCCCAGAAUAGAAAGAAAGAAAGCUAAUUAAUUGGGGGAAAAAAAAAAACAGCAUUUCUUCAGACAGAGGAUCGGAGCCAACAACAUAGAAUACUUUUCCAAGCUUAUCUUGAUGAAAUCCAUGGCUUUGUAAAUACAGGUGUAGUUGUCCCUUUACCGAGCUGUUUCUGAUCCAGUUAAGCCCCAGAAUAUAUAUAAUUAAUAGACUGAGUGGUUUGGAGCUUUUUGGGACUCUGAGGAACCAAGAGACAGGAUAUGCAAGAAUUCCAACUGUUCAACCAAUAUU
Molecule: messenger RNA, 1389 nt
Organism: Sesamum indicum (sesame)
Lineage: Eukaryota; Viridiplantae; Streptophyta; Magnoliopsida; Lamiales; Pedaliaceae
Source: RefSeq, a predicted model, not a curated record